UGCUGCUCUCCUUUCGUCAGUGUUGUCAUUAUCUGCUUUACUACUGGGGGGCCCCGGCAGUGUCCUGCACCCCCCCAGAACGGUUGCUGUGUCCCUGCUCUCUCUGCACCCCCUUCAUCUCUCUGGCCACCAUGGGGGUCCCAGCACUGGGGUGUCACUGGGCCAAGAACUUGUGUCUCCUCCCCCCGCAGUCCGUGGGCUCCGUCUAUAGCGGCCUGAUGCAGGGAGUGGGGGCCGCUGAGAAGGUGUUUGAGUUCAUUGACCGGCAGCCAACCAUGGUGCAUGAUGGGAACUUGGCCCCUGACCGCCUGGAGGGCCGGGUGGACUUUGAGAACGUGACCUUCACCUACCGCACUCGGCCCCACACCCAAGUCCUACAGAAUGUCUCCUUCAGCCUGUCCCCAGGAAAGGUGACCGCACUUGUGGGACCCUCGGGCAGUGGGAAGAGUUCCUGCGUCAACAUCCUGGAGAACUUCUACCCCCUGGAGGGGGGCUGCGUGCUGCUGGACGGGAAGCCCAUCGGCGCCUAUGACCACAAGUACCUGCACCGCGUGAUCUCCCUGGUGAGCCAGGAGCCAGUGCUCUUCGCCCGCUCCAUCACAGACAACAUCUCCUACGGCCUGCCCACCGUGCCCUUCGAGAUGGUGGUGGAGGCCGCACAGAAGGCGAACGCCCACGGCUUCAUCAUGGAGCUCCAGGACGGCUACAACACAGAGACUGGGGAGAAGGGUGCCCAGCUGUCGGGCGGCCAGAAGCAGCGGGUGGCCAUGGCUCGGGCUCUGGUGCGGAACCCACCCGUCCUCAUCUUGGACGAAGCCACCAGCGCUCUGGAUGCAGAGAGCGAGUACCUGAUCCAGCAGGCCAUCCACGGCAACCUGCAGAAGCACACGGUGCUCAUCAUCGCGCACCGCCUGAGCACGGUGGAGCGCGCGCACCUCAUCGUGGUGCUGGACAAGGGCCGCGUCGUGCAGCAGGGCACGCACCAGCAGCUGCUGGCCCAGGGCGGCCUCUACGGCAAGCUGGUGCAGCGGCAGAUGCUGGGGCUCGAGCCCGCCGCGGACUACGCGGCCGGCCACAAGGAGCCGCCGGGCAGUGGCGGUCACAAGGCCUGACCGCGGGCCCGGCCUCUCACGGUGGGGCCGAGGCCCCGGCGCCCGCCUGGCAGAUGUACCCACGGGGGUCCCCCCCCCACCCGCUGCCCUCUGAGCCCAGGCCCACGGCGCUGGAGGGCAGCCUGCCAUGUCCCGCGUGUCACUGCUUCCUGCAUCGUGCCCCUGCGUCCCGCCCCGUCCUCCGGGCCACCACCAGCCCCCCCUGCCCCCCUUCCCCGCUGCCAUGAGCCGCCGCCUCCAGUCGGGCAGCGGAGACGCCCCUGGUCUCUCCAGCUGGCCUCCCAAGGCUUCUAAGAGAAGGUAGAGCUACCUUUUCAAGCCAAGGUCUUACCAGGUUUUUUACUGCUUGGUUCGAUGGGCCCCAGUCAACUCCCAGAUUUCAAAACCUUUUUUUUUUUUUAAUUGGGAGUAAUGAUGGGCAAGGUCACUGAGAUGCUCUAGAAACUUCUGAGCCAGAAGUAAACGAUCCUUCCUAAUAGCCUAGGGGAUGCCAGGGGAGAACUAGGCCUCUACCCUUUGCCCCUCGAGAGAAGGGGCUUUCCUGUCCCAGAAGGGGGACACAGAGGAGGGGACUUCCUCUCUCUUCCCAGCUUCGUGAGUCAGGCCAAGGGUCGGCAGGGAGAGUGGAAAGCGCCCGUCUGCCCGUGGUCCCUGCUGCCCUGCCAAAUCUAAGCCAGUCUCACUGUGAACCACUACUAACCUUAACUGGGGGAGUGAGGGGCUGGCCAGGCCUGGCAGAGCCUCAGGGUGUCCCCAGCCCUGCACCCAGCUUGAGCCCCUCAGGCCCGCCUUCAUCCCCUGCUCCCAUCACCCCCCCUCCAGCCGGCAGCCCCCCCCUCCCCACAUCCACCCCUGCCGCUCUGCUCUUCGGAGGCCCAGAAGCCCUUCAGAUGUUGGAUGUUUGAGAGACACAUUCUCUUCCCUGUCUGGUGGACAGGACGGCAGCAAAGCUCAGGCCCUGGCUUUGCAGGGGGGUGGGGUGGGAGGGGCAUUGCAAGAUGUUGGAAGAACCCGGUCAAUAAAGUGUACUACCUCUGA
Messenger RNA from Leptonychotes weddellii (Weddell seal), 2150 nucleotides. The record is from RefSeq and is a predicted model, not a curated record. Lineage: Eukaryota; Metazoa; Chordata; Mammalia; Carnivora; Phocidae.